AUGGAGGAGGAGGAUGACGACAGUGUGGACCUGCCAUCCACUGUUGAUGUCAAGGCCAUCAGGUCGGACAUCGACUCGGACAGUUCGUCGUCGGGCUCGGGCGGCCAAGACUCGGACUCGGAGAGCUGCGGCUGGUCGGACGUGGCCGACAGUCUGGCCGACGAGCAGCCGGGUCACCACGUGGUGCCGACGAGGCACGCGGCACCGCCGGCCGCCGCCGCCUCCCCCCAUAAGGCUCGGGCGCCAGAGCCGCAGCACGUGGCCCAGUCAAGGCACGUGGCCAACGCGGCCGCAGCGCCGUCGCCGCACAAGGGACGGCCCAGGAGCCGCCGCCGCAGCCGCUUGGUCCCCGACAGACUGACGCCCGUCACCACUGCCUCGGUGCCUGCCGGGACACCGUCCAGCCCGCGGCCGCCACCGGUGCUGGCGGUGCCGGCGCCUCAGCCACUCUCUGGCUCUGACGACUCCGAGUUCGAGGUGGCCGUGCUGGGUGGCGUGCGGGCCGCGCUCAAGUCGCUGGAGGACGACGCCGAGGUGGCCGAGCGCGUCACCACGCCUGAGAAGCAGACCUGGUGGAAGAACAAGCUGAAGCAGUCGGCGCAGAGCCGCGGCGAGUCGGGCCAGAGUCUGGUGCGGCCCUGGGAGAGCCGGACGGCCGGCACGCCGCUAGGUGCCGCCGGAGCGCGCCGGCCGCCGCCGGACGCGCCGCCGCCGCCGCGCACCUCGCCCUCGACCGGCCGCAACGGGCUGCGACUGAGCGUGCGCGUGGACGAAAAGGCGGCGAGCCCGCCGCGCCCCAGCUCAGGCGGCCGCAGUCCGUACGUAAAGAUCGGCAACCGGCUGUCGCCCCGCUCGCCCCGCUGCGCGCUGCCAUCACCGGGCGAGAGCCACACGCGGAAGCCGUCCCUGUCUGAGAUCCUCAACUUGGAAAACAAGAACUCGCACCUGCGUGCCGCGCGCCAGCCGCUGGAGACCGACUACGACGGCGCGCCUAAGCUGCCGCACGAGCUGCGAGGAGGCUAA
Molecule: messenger RNA, 1023 nt
Organism: Pollicipes pollicipes
Lineage: Eukaryota; Metazoa; Arthropoda; Thecostraca; Pollicipedomorpha; Pollicipedidae
Product: myosin-1
Exons: 7
Coding region: 1-1023 (340 amino acids)
Source: RefSeq, a predicted model, not a curated record